AUGUUAGCACUAAUGCAUAGAAGGAGAAUAGCUUUUUAUAUAUUAAAAGCAACAAAACGAUAGAAAUAAUUGCAAAUCCAAUUCAAAAAUAAAAGAAAUAUUAAAAAUCAAAACACGUUAAUAAUAAGGAGAAGAUUUAAAUAAUAAUAUUUACAAAGGAAAUUAUUAAACUCCCAUUUCCUUAACUUAGAUAUAAAGAUAGAAUUUGUUUAAUUUAAUUAUUAAAAAUCAAAUAAAUUAAUUCAAUAAAAAAAUAAUUCAUAUCACUCAAAAUUAAUUGAGUUUUCCUUAACUCAGAUUUAAAAUUUAAAAGUCAAUCAAUAAUGGAAGAAAUAAAUUAUUAGAAGAAAAAGCAUAUCAAACACCAAAUUUAAAUGA
Molecule: messenger RNA, 378 nt
Organism: Tetrahymena thermophila SB210
Lineage: Eukaryota; Ciliophora; Oligohymenophorea; Hymenostomatida; Tetrahymenidae
Exons: 1
Source: RefSeq, a predicted model, not a curated record